UUCCAGGAGUCAGGGUCAGGAUCUGGAGGGCUGCGGAGAUCUCUUAUCCCAUACAACGGGGUGGGGGUGGGGGACGGAUGGGGGUGAGGGAGGGGGCAUCUCCGAAUCCCUCAGCCAUCAGAGGCCCAGGAAUGGAUAGAUGUCAAGUGGACACGUGCCUCAGUUCCUCUUUGGGAAUCACAGAAAAAAGAGGGCUCUGGUUUGAGGGAGUGGUGACAUGUCAGCAGAGGAACAAAACUUAGUCCUUCCUUGGAGUCAAACUGAGGCGCUUGAGUGACGAAUGGCAGGACUCUCCACCAUAGGACCUCAACCUGUACUGUCAGCACUGGGAGUCCCCUGCCAGGGGUGGUGGGCUGAUGUUCCCCUUCACUUCCUUCUCAUAGGUUCCAGGAAGGUUUAAGGUGUUAACAUCAGAGUAGCAAAGAGGAGGGGACCCAGGCCCUGCCAAUGGUUGACAUGAUGAUCCCGAAUGUGGGCUGAGAGAUCUCACUACUGAAGAACAGAAGAAGGCCCAGUGAUGUCACCUGAUGUCAGACCCAGUAAGCCACAGGCAGAUCUAUUAGACUGUAACCUAAGGCUCACUCUAACUUCCUCUGUAGGGUUCUCAAGAGAAUCAUCAUGCCUCGUGGUCAGAAGAGUAAGCAACGUGCCCGUGAGAAACAUCAGCAUGUCCAAGGUGAAACCCAGGGUCUCAAGGGUGCUCAGGCCACUGCAGUAGAGGAGGAAGAGUUUCCCUCUUCCUCUACUGUUUUGGGGGAUACUCCUCAGAGCUCCCCUAUUGCUAGCAUUUUGCAGGAGCCUCAGAGAGUCCCAGCUACCACCACUCUUGCUGCAGCAGCUACUUUAUGUGAAGAGCCUGAUGAAAGUGCCAAGAGCCAAGAUGAGGAAAGUCCAAGCCCCUCCCAGGCAACACCUUCCACUGUGAGCUCACGUAAAGAUCCUCUGGCAAGGAAGACGAACAAGUUGGUGCAGUUCUUGAUUGAGAAGUUUAAAAAGAAAGAGCCCAUUAUGAAGGCAGACAUGGUGAAGGUUAUCAACAAAAAGUAUGAGGAGCAAUUCCCUGAGAUCCUGAAGAGAACCACUAAGCACAUGGAGCUGGUCUUUGGCCUUGGUUUGAAGGAAACCGACCCCAGUGAUAACUCCUAUGACCUCAUCAGCAAGCUAGAUAGUACCCAAGGAGGAAGUCUGUGUAGUGGUGGGGGUUUGCCCAAGACAGGUCUCCUGAUGACCCUCCUAGGCUUGAUCUUCUUGAAGGGCAACCGGCUUACUGAGAAAGCGAUCUGGGAAUACCUGAAUGUGUUGGGGAUCUAUGCUGCGAGGAGGCACUUAAUCUUUGGUGAGCCCAGGAAGUCCAUCACCAGAGAUUUGGUGCAGGAAAAGUACCUGGAGUACCAGCAGGUGCCCAACAGUGAUCCUCCGUGCUAUGAAUUCCUGUGGGGUCCCAGAGCCCAAGCUGAAGCCACCAAGAUGAAAGCCCUGGAGUUUUUGGCCAAGAUGAAUGAUACAGUUCCCAGUUCCUUCCCAGCUCUAUAUGAAGAGGCUUUGAGAGAUGAGGAAGAGAGAGCCGGAGCCAUAGUUGCAGCCACGGCUGGUCCUACUGCUACAGCCAGUGCAUCUUCCAGGGCCAAGUCUAGUAGCUUCUCUCGCAUCUAGUGAAGUAUGAGCAGAUUUUUCACAUAGUAGUUGAAAGGUCUGUCUGCCUUCUAAGUAGUAGGGGCUGAGGUAGAGCUGAUGGAAACAAAAUGUGUGUCUUCAUUGUGUUCCUAUUGUCCAUGAAUAGUUUAUAGUUGUGCCCUAAUAUACGGUUGUGCCCUAAUAUACGGUUUAUUUUGCUUCAGGAUGU
Molecule: messenger RNA, 1843 nt
Organism: Loxodonta africana (African savanna elephant)
Lineage: Eukaryota; Metazoa; Chordata; Mammalia; Proboscidea; Elephantidae
Product: melanoma-associated antigen B4-like
Exons: 1
Coding region: 619-1653 (344 amino acids)
Biological process (GO): negative regulation of transcription by RNA polymerase II
Cellular component (GO): nucleus
Source: RefSeq, a predicted model, not a curated record